This is a messenger RNA of Acaulospora morrowiae, 567 nucleotides long. The record is from the annotation of a GenBank genome assembly. Lineage: Eukaryota; Fungi; Glomeromycota; Glomeromycetes; Diversisporales; Acaulosporaceae.
AUGGCUAGACACCAAGUCCUACUUUUAAUGGAUAACUGUCCAGCACACACUGCAGGCAUACUUGAUAUUGCCAAUACAGAGAUUAAGUUCUUGCCACCAAAUACAACAUCGAAACUUAUGGGCUUGCAGGCUGAACAGAGUAAACAUGAUAUACUCAAUGUGAUCAAUAUGAUAGUGCCUGCAUGGGAGCUGGACGUGACUGCCAGCACAAUUGCUAACUGUUGGAAACAUUGUGGACUUGCUGAUUCACAAGCUAAAUGCUUACCAAGUGAGAAGAUCUGUAAAGUGCAGAUGGAGGAGGAAUUCUUUGCAAACCGAAGUUCUAGAAAUUUAGUUGCUAAUGAAGAGGAGAGUGAAGAUAACAUGGCUGAGUACCCGUAUUACACAUCCAAGCAAGUGCACGAGGCAUUGGAGAUUAUGCAGGGCUAUGCAAUUCAAAAGGAUGAUGAUAAUGGCAAGGGUCACAAAGCUAUUAAUGCCUAUCAGAAAUACUUUUCAAGAAAAUUAAUACAAACACAAUAUCAGGCAUGGUUACCAGACAUGUUUACUAGACAGUUUACAAAUUAG